AUGCCCCGGCGCGGACCCACCGCGCCGUCCCUCUCCCUCACCGCCGCGCUCCGCACACCACCGACAGGCAUCGCUAUAUUUAUUGGCGACGCUCAUAAGUACGCGGGUCAGAUGACCGCACGGUUUUAUAAUGCGAUGGCAACGUCGUCCGGCGACUUGCCCCUCCCCCGCGCGGCCUCCCUUCAACCCCCGCACGCUCCCUUGACCAUCGACCGACAAUUG
Molecule: messenger RNA, 222 nt
Organism: Iphiclides podalirius (scarce swallowtail)
Lineage: Eukaryota; Metazoa; Arthropoda; Insecta; Lepidoptera; Papilionidae
Source: the annotation of a GenBank genome assembly